GAAAGUAGUGGCAGAAAAUAAAUAAAUAAAUAAAUAAAUAAAUAAAUAAAACAAAAAAAGUGGAAAAAUGCUUUCAGAUUAGAUGAUUUCUAGAGGGGACAAAGACAGAGUUCGUGGAUUUUUGGUUUGGAAUUUGGAUUUGAAUCUGGUUUAGGGUUUUUUUAGGGACGAAAAUGGGGGACCAGAGGAACAACAAGUGGAACUGGGAGGUUACAGGGUUUGAACCGAGGAAGUCGUCGUCAUCAUCGUCGUCUCCGCGGGCGUCGACCUUGGAUUACGAUGAAUAUAAGCCUGGUGCACCUCUGGUUCGGAGGUUUUCGAUCUCUUCGUCUUCGGUCUUGCCGCAUUCGGAGCUUUCCAAGCACUCCAUCACCAGUAAACUGCAGCGACUUAAGGACAAAGUGAAGCUUGCAAGAGAAGAUUACUUAGAUUUGAGACAAGAAGCAAGCGAAUUGCAAGAGUACUCCAAUGCGAAACUCGAUCGAGUUACACGUUAUCUUGGUGUUCUUGCCGAUAAAAGCCGAAAACUCGAUCAAUUUGCUCUUGAAACUGAGGCUAGGAUUGCUCCACUGAUCAAUGAGAAGCGAAGGUUGUUUAAUGACUUAUUGACAGCCAAAGGAAACAUAAAGGUAGUUUGUCGUACUAGACCAUUAUUUGAGGAUGAAGGUCCCUCUGUUGUGGAAUAUCCUGAUGAAUGCACUAUUCGUCUUAAUAAUGGUGAUGAUGCCAUUUCUAACUCCAAGAAGUGUUUUGAAUUUGACAGAGUCUAUGGGCCUCAUGUUGGACAAGCUGAGCUUUUCAAUGAUGUUCAGCCAUUGGUGCAGUCAGUGUUAGAUGGAUAUAAUGUCUCCAUAUUUGCUUAUGGACAAACCAACUCAGGAAAGACAUACACCAUGGAAGGAUCUAGUCAUGAUCGUGGUUUAUAUGCUCGUUGUUUUGAGGAGCUGUUUGAUUUAUCCAACUCAGAUUCAACUUCAACUUCUCGAUAUAAAUUCUCUAUUACAGCUUUUGAGCUCUACAAUGAACAGAUAAGGGAUUUGCUCUCAGAUUCCGGACAUGCUUUACCAAAGGUUCGCAUGGGCUCUCCAGAAUCCUUUGUAGAACUUGUUCAGGAGAAGAUUGAUAACCCGCUGGACUUCUCUAGAGUCCUUAAAGCUGCGAUUCAGAGCCGGGGAACUGAUGUGUCAAAGUUCAAUGUUUCUCAUUUGAUUGUCACAAUUCAUGUAUAUUAUAACAAUUUGAUCACUGGAGAAAACUCAUACAGCAAAAUUUCUCUAGUUGACUUGGCUGGAAGUGAAGGAUCAAUUGCAGAAGAUGAAAGUGGUGAGCGUGUGACGGACUUGCUGCAUGUCAUGAAGUCACUUUCAGCGUUGGGAGAUGUUUUAUCUUCUUUGACUUCAAAAAAGGAUGUAAUUCCUUAUGAGAACUCGAUGCUAACCAAAGUGCUUGCAGACUCACUAGGUGGAACUUCAAAAACUUUGAUGAUUCUUAAUGUUUGUCCAAAUGCUUUGAAUUUGUCCGAGACAUUGUUAUCACUCAAUUUCUCUGCUAGAGCUCGAAAUGCUGUUCUAAGUCUUGGAAACCGUGAUACAAUGAAGAAAUGGAGAGAUAUUGCAAAUGAUGCACGUAAAGAAUUAUAUGACAGGGAAAAAGAAAUUCAAGAUCUGAAACAAGAGGCUUUGGAGCUUAAAUAUGCUCUCAAGGGUGCAAAUGAUCAGUGCGUCCUACUCUUCAAUGAAGUUCAGAAGGCGUGGAAAGCUUCUUAUACAUUACAGUCAGAUUUAAAGUCAGAGAGUAUUAUGCUUGCUGAUAAGCAUAAGAUAGAGAAGGAACAAAAUGCUCAGCUUAGAAAUCAAGUUGCUCAGCUGUUGCAGUUGGAGCAAGAGCAAAAGAUGCAGAUAGAACAACGGGACUCAACCAUUCAAACCUUGCAGGCCAAAAUUAAGGGUAUUGAGUCCCAACUCAAUGAAGCCCUUCGUUCCAGUGAAGUUAGGCCAACACUUAGCUCAGAAUCAGGGCCUGGGACAACAGGGGAUGGAAUGGAUUCUUCUACUGUAACUAAGAAAUUGGAAGAGGAGCUGAAGAAACGUGAUGCACUGAUUGAGAGGUUGCACGAGGAAAAUGAGAAACUAUUUGAUAGAUUAACAGAGAAAGCAUCUUUGGUUGGAUCACCACAACUGUCAAGUCCAUCGUCCAAAGGAUUAGUGAAUGCUCAGAAUCGGGAGCUUGGAAGGAAUGAUAAUAAAGGUCGUUCAGUGGAUGGUAUUACUUCACCAUUGGCUUCGGAUAAGACUGAUGGCACAGUUGCUCUGGUUAAAACAAGUUCAGAAAAUGUUAAAACAACCCCAGCAGGAGAAUAUCUUACUAAUGCCUUGAAUGAAUUUGAUCCUGAACAAUAUGAUAGUCUUGCUGCUAUUUCAGAUGGAGCAAACAAACUUUUAAUGCUGGUUUUGGCUGCGGUGAUUAAAGCAGGAGCUUCUAGAGAACAUGAAAUACUUGCUGAAAUUAGAGAUGCUGUUUUCGCUUUUAUUCGUAAAAUGGAACCAAAGAGGGUCAUGGAUACCAUGCUUGUAUCCCGCGUUAGAAUAUUGUAUAUUAGAUCUUUGCUUGCUAGAUCACCAGAAUUGCAGUCCAUCAAGGUUUCGUCCGUUGAGUGUUUUCUAGAGAAGGCUAAUACUGGACGUAGCAGGAGCUCCAGCCGUGGUAACAGCCCAGGAAGGUCUCCUGUGCGCUAUGUUGAUGAGCAGAUUCAAGGCUUUAAAAUAAAUCUAAAGCCAGAAAGGAAGUCCAAGUUCUCCACAGUUGUAUCAAAGAUACGGGGACUCGACCAGGAUACUCCUAGGCAACAAGUAACUGGUGGAAAGCUUAGGGAAAUCCAUGAGGAAGCCAAAAGCUUUGCAAUUGGGAACAAGGCACUUGCUGCACUUUUUGUUCAUACUCCAGCAGGUGAGCUGCAGCGUCAAAUUAGAUCCUGGCUUGCAGAGAGUUUUGACUUUCUUUCUGUUACUGGAGAUGAUGCUUCUGGUGGGACAACUGGUCAACUGGAGCUUCUUUCAACUACAAUUAUGGAUGGUUGGAUGGCUGGACUCGGUGCUGCUAUGCCUCCCAGUACAGAUGCUCUUGGCCAGCUUCUAUCUGAGUAUGCAAAGCGAGUCUAUAAUUCUCAGUUGCAGCACUUGAAGGAUAUCGCAGGUACCUUGGCAACAGAGGAGGCAGAAGAUGCAGCACAAGUGUCAAAGCUGCGUUCAGCUCUUGAGUCUGUUGAUCACAAAAGAAGAAAGAAUUUGCAACAAAUGCGAAGUGAUGUAGCACUACUAACACUAGAAGAUGGUGGUCCACCCAUUCAGAAUCCUUCUACUGCAGCUGAAGAUGCACGACUAGCUUCUCUAAUAUCACUUGAUGGCAUAUUGAAGCAAGUCAAGGAUAUAGUUAGACAAUCCUCUGUAAACAUCUUGAGUAAAAGUAAGAAGAAAGCAAUGCUUGCAUCUUUGGAUGAACUUGCUGAAAGGAUGCCUUCCCUUCUUAACAUUGAUCACCCAUGUGCACAGAGGCAAAUUGCAGAUGCACGUCGUGUGGUUCAAUCUGUUCCCGAAGAAGAUGACCGCGUACAAGAAACAUCACAUGUUCACAAAGCAUCUACAGAUUCUGGUAUUAGUACUGAAACUGAUGUGGCACAGUGGAAUGUUCUACAGUUUAAUACUGGCUCAACAACGCCGUUCAUCAUCAAGUGUGGAGCAAACUCAAAUUCAGAACUAGUCAUUAAAGCAGAUGCUCGGGUCCAGGAACCUAAAGGUGGUGAAAUUGUGAGAGUGGUUCCAAGACCUACUGUUUUGGAAAAUAUGAGUUUGGAGGAGAUGAAACAAGUGUUCUCUCAACUCCCUGAGGCUUUAAGCUUACUUGCCUUGGCGAGGACCGCAGAUGGAACCCGAGCUCGCUACUCUAGGCUGUAUAGAACUUUAGCCAUGAAGGUUCCAUCACUGAGGGACCUAGUUGGUGAGCUCGAAAAGGGUGGAGUUCUAAAAGAUGUAAGGUCAUGAUUGCAACAGAUUUACAAGAAUCUAUCGUUCGCCUUGCUCUGCUGAUGUCUCAUGCCAAUUCUGCGAUUAUAUACUUCCAUUUUGGGGUUUUGUCCAAUCCAAACAAUUUCGUAUUCUGGUGUACUGUGUGCUGUGUUGUAACUGUUUCUGUAUAUUGUGUACACGUUUUUGCUCCUUGAUAAUCACAACGAUUGGUUGGCAAGGGAAGCAAUUUUUUGUGUAAUUCAUGAUAGUUCUUGUGUAAUAUAUUCAUGGCCUCUUUCUUUUU
Molecule: messenger RNA, 4305 nt
Organism: Ziziphus jujuba (common jujube)
Lineage: Eukaryota; Viridiplantae; Streptophyta; Magnoliopsida; Rosales; Rhamnaceae
Product: kinesin-like protein KIN-14B
Exons: 23
Coding region: 174-4037 (1287 amino acids)
Biological process (GO): microtubule-based movement
Molecular function (GO): microtubule motor activity; microtubule binding; ATP binding
Source: RefSeq, a predicted model, not a curated record